GUACGAAACACGAACAAACCUUCACAUUCAUCAGGAUAUUUACAUCAAAACAUAAACAAGUUUUUUCAAAGCUUUCCAGAUUAUCAAAUCUUUGAAACCUGCCUCGCCUGAAGGAUUCGCCAUCACAGAGAACAGUUCCUAACUACAAAACUUCCAAAUCUUUAAGCUUCACGACUUUCAUCUUCUUUACCGACACAAGAUUUUUCAAAUUAAAAGUUGAAAUCUUCAAUUAUGUCCAAGAAUAAUCAAGACAACCUCUCACCAGCUUUUAAGCCCGCGCUUUUUGAUCCACGUAAGAAAGAAGCCCAACAACAGCCGCCUCUGAGUCAAAUGCUGACCCAAAUGCAAGCCGCUAAACGGGAUCCGGCAACCCAACCAUUCGCAGACACUGCGAUGGCCAACUUCUCAACACCAGCAUCUGGUGAGGAAGCUUCCCAAGGAAUGGCUCCAACCCAACCUGCGGCGGAGAUGGGUAUGGCUGUAAGUUUCGGUGCGGAUGGGCCAGAAUUUGGUGCAGGUGUUCCAACAUUUGGUGCCGGUAUGCCAGCAUUUGGUUCAGGUGUUCCAGCAUUUGGUACUGGUAUGCCAGAAUUCGGUUCAGGUGUUCCAGCAUUUGGUACCGGUAUGCCAGAAUUCGGUUCAGGUGUUCCAGCAUUUGGUACCGGUAUGCCAGAAUUCGGUUCAGGUGUUCCAGCAUUUGGUACCGGUAUGCCAGAAUUCGGUUCAGGUGUUCCAGCAUUUGGUACCGGUAUGCCAGAAUUCGAUUCAGGUGUUCCAGCAUUUGAUACCGGUAUACCAGAAUUCGGUUCAGGUGUUCCAGCAUUUGGUGCCGGUACGCAUAAUUCAGUCAAUGUAUCCGGAGAUGCUGAACCUGAGUCAAACUCAUCUUUCAAAUUCUCGAUCUCUCAUAUGGUUCCUAAAUCAAUUGAAAAUGCAACUCUUAAGCAAGAGAAUACCGAUCUUCGUUUACAGCUCAAUGCUGCUAGGGAGAAGAUUGCUGCCCAACAAUCUGGAUACGAGAAGAUGGAAACCGAGCUUUCAGAGACGAAGAUACUUGCAUUUCAAUCCGGUUGGUACAAGCAACAACAUGAUUCCAUAAAAGACGAAAAUGAAGAUCUUGAAGCUUCCAAUGCAGGAUUUCAAGAGGAAGUCAGUCGUUUGAAUAAAGAACUUGAAAUAGCAAAAACUCGAAUGUUGAGUCUAGAAACCGACCUUGCGAUUACAAACUUCAUGCGCCAAACACUUGAAAAGGAAGCCCGAGAUCGUGGCUUCGCUCCAGGAUUUGGAAACCAACCUUUGCAAAGUAUGGUCCAAGAGAAGGAAGAUCAAAUCUCGGACCUCAGAGGCAGAAUUGGUAGAAUGGAGGAUGAAUUGGAAAAUGCUAAAAAUCAACAUAGUGCGGAGUUUGAUCGGCUUAAUGGGAACAUCACCAAACUUCAAACUGAGCUCGGGCAUGCAAAUCAAAGAAAUGUCGAUUCGGAUAUCAUACUAAACAGGUAUCGCGACCAGUAUUCGGAAUGCGAAAGUUUGAGACUAAAAUCUGAGUCAAAAUUGCAAGUUGCGUUGACAGACAAGACCACAACAGAGAACUUGGCCAGCCAAUAUCAUUCAACAAUUCUUCAACUACAUGAAACCCUUCAAGAAGUCCAGUUCAAACAGACACAGGAGAAACACGAUGCCGAAGACAUUGUCAACAAGCAUAUUGGCGAAAAACAACAAAUCCAACAGCAUCUUAACCAACUUCAACAUGAGUACCAGAACCUCAAGCUCCAUGCAGAAAAAGAAGCCAGUGACCUGAAUGCUACUGUUGCCAAUGCAGCCAAAGCUAUGAAAGAGAGAGAUGCAGCUGUUAGUGUUGCAGACAAACUUGAGAAGGAAAGAGAUGAUGCUUUUAUUGUUGCAGAGAACCUUCGCAGCGAAAGGGAUGCAGCUUUUUCAUUUGCAAACAAAGUUAUGGAGAGAAGAGAUUCUGCUGUCACCGAAGAUUUAAAGGAAAGACAUACCACUGGAAUCACUGCCAAGCAACUUGAUAGAGAGGAACCGCAAGGUCCUGAGCCGUCCGCCCAGCAAUUGAAGGAUGACGUCAAACAAUCUCGACAGCAACUUCUGAAGCUGACCACCGAAAAAUCACAGUUGGUCGGCGCGAAAUCUAACCAUUCAAUCUUUGAACAGAGUGAUACUCGCACGAUUAGAAAGUUGCGAAUUGAGCGAGAUAGCUUGGAGUUACUUUACAAGACUUUGAAAGAAAAUCUCACCAACCCUACAUCUGUCGAGGCCGUCGAAAAAGUCAAGCAACUGGAGACUGAAUUUUUAAAAUCUCAAAAAGCUGUCCGAUGUCUGGAGGGUGAGGUCAGAUUUAUCGAGGACUAUUCCAGCCGAGCCUCACAGAAACUCAAGGAUAACAUUUCAAGUCUUCAAUCAAAGAUCUCAGAGCUUGAGAGUUCUUUAUCAGAAUGCACUAGUAUCAAGGACAAAACUGCCAUUGCUCUUUCCGAGUGCCAAGGUAAAAUAGAAAGUGACCAAGAGAUAAAGAGAAGUUACCAGGAUCAGUUAUCCAAGAAGACUGAAGAAGUCGAAAGAGUUGCUGCAGCUCUCCAAAAAUUACAGGAAGAGCAAUCUAUACUGGUGGCUACAACGGUUCAAAAUCUUGAUUCUGAAACCUCAGCUCACAAAAAAACUUCUGCUGAGCUUCACUCCCUCAAAGAAGAGUUCAAAAAGCAGAAAUCUGAGUUGAGAUUGACCAAGAAAGUUUUCAGAGAACUUAAGUUGGCUCCUCUUUCUAGUGAUAACACUGCACCUGGCAGUCCAUCCUUGGGUCCUGUACUUGGAAAUUCGGGCAUGGGACAAAAUUCGAUUUCGAAGAAGACCGACAGGGAGGCGAUAAUCAAUCUUUUAUCCGAAUCAGACGAAGGACUAAUCGCUGCUACUAGAAAGGGGUUCCAUGAGCGACAGGAAAAGAUCAAAAAGGCAAAGAUUGAACAGGAAAAAAUCGAACUGGAGAAGAUCGAACUUGAAAAGAUCGAACAGGAAAAGAUUGAACUGGAAAAGAUCAAGCAGCCCAUCCCUAACAACGAGAUUCCUAUCACUGAGGACCCUGCAGAAAUCGUCUCAUCCGAGACUCCCAAAAUUUCCGUACCUGUACCGGAGUCUACUGGUAACUCUUUCCCAGCCCAGGAUAGCACUACAAUUGAUGAAUAUAUUCCAUUACGAAUGGCUGUUCAAUCACCAGCUUCAUCUACCCUUGAACUUGCACCGGAGUUUGUGGAUGAGAACUUCUUAACCAUGAAAUGCCCAGAAAUCACCGAACAGACUCCAAUCCCUGUGAUUGUUGUGGAGUCUAAAUUCUCUCCUAGGUCUAAGGCUUACUCUUGGUCGAGGUUUUUCUUCAUCGCUUUCUUAACCAUUUGUUGGGUUGGUCACAUGUGGCCCUCUACCACCUUGUUUACCCCAGGUGUCAUUCAUUUAAUCGAUGCACCAAAACCAGCAAGCAUUCCAGUGGCCACAAUGAACGUACCUACCUUUGCAAUCCCUACGACAUUCCGACUGGCUGUGAUACCAGAAAUAGCAACAGAAACAGCUUCUGUGCAGAUCCCUCAGGUCACAACCGUUGCUGUUCUUCCUAGAUAUGCCGACUUCUUACCCCAGAUAUUAUACCCAAGCAGAAUAAUCCACCUGCACCAACUCUUCAAGGUCAAGUCAGUCGUUUUCUGGGACGUUUUCAAGACCUCUGUUAGACGUUUUGCGAGAAACUUUUCUCCCAGGCAUUAAAUCUCAGGGAAUUUUGACAAGAUCUUACUAUACCAUACUUGCUUUAAGCUUAUGGGCAGUCAAAGAAGUUUGCUUUUCUAUAUUUGCGUGUUAUCCUGGUUUUUUAUUCUUCGGGAUCAACUUUUUUCUUUGUGACGGCGGCGACCCAUCCAAAUCGUCCUUACAACACUUCAAAUGUCGCCUAUCUAACGUUCUCUACCAUAACGAGAAAACCACAAAUCCUCUCCCACGACCAGUUCUUCCUAACAGCUCCAUGGUAUGAGAAUCAUCUAAUCAUGAUAAUUUACAUCGAAUUUGCAUGAAUUUUCCUGAGAAGGCGGACGCGUCUUCAAUAAUGGAGUAUUUGUGUGACUUCCUUGUAAAAUGUCUUUUUUCGAUGAUUCUCAUGACAAGUUGUCUUACUUUCUAAAUCUCAAGGACACGUCAACAAGCAAUCAUUCUCAUAACUUCUGCAGACUAACAAUUCUUUUUUUCGACUUUCAUUUUUCUCCUUCCAGCACCUCAAAACCAGUAUUUGCACGACUACGCACGAUGGUUGGGAUGAACGGAGUUAGUUGUUGAUCACCCCCCUAGGCAAGGGAUGGUUUAACAGACUUUGUUCUCCUUUCUUAAGGGUAUGAUAUGAGGGAAUGUGAAAGAUGGAUGCUUCCUUUGGCGAGGCGGCACUCAUUCUGACACACCACUUUCUAUCAAAGACUUUAUCAUGCGGAGGCAACAUAGCAUAAAAGUACUCCCUUAGGCAAGGAGCUACUCUUAUGCUAUGAUCUUACCUGAAAUGCUUACAACUUUAUGGUGAGAUAAAGGAAUGGAUAAAUUUACCACUGGGGGAGUUGGAAACUUUGCAGAAAUGAUUGUUCUCGAGCUGGAGUUCUCGAAUGGUUACUGAAAUUGGUCGGCGGCAUUGUGGCGGAAUUGUGGCGAUAAGAUUACUCGGAAAAUGGGAAGGGCUUUGCGGUUUGAAAACGGUGUUUGAGAAGGGGUCGCUGAAAUGGUAAAUGGAUGAUGGAUUUGAAGUUGGUGGAUCAAAAAUGGUGUAAAUCCUGGCAGGAAGCAAUAGCUCUGCAGGUACUGGAGGAAUUAUUCGGAUGUCUAAUGUUUUUUCUGAUUUGGCUUUUACUGAUCCAGCUUCCGCAGAUAUUGGUGUUCCAUAUCUUAUUUCCAACUUGUUUUCCUUGGUAUGGUGUGGAAUUACUUGAGUUUUUGGCAGUCUUGAUAGAUGAUGUAGGAUCACGAUCUUGAUAGUACCUUCGAGUUGAAGCUGCUGUCGCAGGACCCUAAUCAAAAUAUCCAAAAUCAUUACA
Botrytis cinerea B05.10 is the source of this 5069-nucleotide messenger RNA. RefSeq lists its product as hypothetical. The transcript has 6 exons. The record is from RefSeq and is a predicted model, not a curated record. Lineage: Eukaryota; Fungi; Ascomycota; Leotiomycetes; Helotiales; Sclerotiniaceae. Bases 232 to 3768 code for a protein of 1178 amino acids. Gene Ontology annotation, biological process: viral process.